This is a messenger RNA of Vicugna pacos (alpaca), 812 nucleotides long. RefSeq names its product zinc finger HIT-type containing 1 (gene ZNHIT1). The record is from RefSeq and is a predicted model, not a curated record. NCBI's taxonomy places the organism in Eukaryota, Metazoa, Chordata, Mammalia, Artiodactyla, Camelidae. Gene Ontology annotation, biological process: chromatin remodeling.
AUAAGCCGGGGGGGGAUGGGAUUACUCUGCGCAUGUGCAGGAGCUCAUGCCGCCGGAAGUCAUGGUGCUCUUACCCAAGCGAGUGACGUAGUACGCGUGCGCAGUAGGGUCUUCCGUCAGCUGCGUUGUGGAAAUGGUGGAGAAGAAAACUUCAGUUCGUUCCCAGGACCCUGGACAGCGGCGGGUGCUGGACCGGGCGGCCCGGCAGCGCCGCAUCAACAGGCAGCUUGAGGCCUUGGAGAAUGACAACUUCCAGGACGACCCCCACGCAGGACUGCCCCAGCUCGGCAAGAGGCUGCCUCAGUUUGAUGAUGAUGCAGACACUGGAAAGAAAAAGAAGAAAACUCGAGGUGACCAUUUUAAACUUCGCUUCCGAAAAAACUUUCAGGCCUUGCUGGAGGAGCAGAACCUGAGUGUGGCUGAGGGCCCCAACUACCUGACGGCCUGUGCAGGACCCCCAUCCCGGCCCCAGCGCCCCUUCUGUGCUGUCUGCGGCUUCCCCUCCCCAUACACCUGCGUCAGCUGCGGCGCCCGAUACUGUACUGUGCGCUGUCUGGGCACCCACCAGGAGACCAGGUGCCUGAAGUGGACCGUGUGACCCUGGGCAUCCCUGGAGGGAAAGGCCCUCCAGGCAUUGCCUGCCUUUGGAGAGGACGUCACUGAAAGGAAGCGCACUGCCCCUGGACCAAGAGAGGAGCCCAGCAAAGCUCAGGUCACAUCCUCCAGGGAAGACCAAUCUCAUUCCCAGGGACAGUGGCAGGGCAGUGGGCCGAGCUCUCAAGUUGCUGUUGUAAUAAAAGGUCUCACGCGAG